Molecule: messenger RNA, 1599 nt
Organism: Aspergillus tanneri
Lineage: Eukaryota; Fungi; Ascomycota; Eurotiomycetes; Eurotiales; Aspergillaceae
Exons: 6
Coding region: 1-1599 (532 amino acids)
Source: RefSeq, a predicted model, not a curated record
AUGGUUCCAAAGUUGGGAAAGCAAAACCAAAAACACCUUUCAGCGGAGCAAAUUUCUCAUCUUGCGAAACUUACAAAGAAUUGGAGCUGUCGGACCGGAGAUGAUAUUCCACAACACCUCUAUGACUGGAUCUUAGAACCAGUGUCUAAGUUUUGGGGAUUCAAGGUUUUCCGCGCAGACACUGAGCUUGUUGAGUAUUGUUUAAGCGACAUCGAGGAAGUUGAAAACGCAUCUAAGAUGAAUCCUGUUCGCCGUAGGGUUAUACUCCUCAUCCUCUACGACAUUGUUCAGGAAGAAAAAAAACGACUGCAAGGCGAAGCUGAGAAGAAUAAGGCUCGCCGUCUCGGCGAACCUGAAUCCGGAGACAGUAAAUCAAGGGCAUACCUUACUAAAGCUAUCAGGAACAUUCGCAAGCGAUGCUCCCAGCUUCAACGAUAUGGGGGCCGGUGGUCACUAUUUGAGCGACGAGAGGCUAUAUUAGAAUUCCCUAUUACCUACGCUGCGAACAGUUUCGAACGUGCCAAGAUGGAAGAGAUUGAGAUCGAGGCGUUAAAUGAGUAUGAAGCACUAAUGUGCAAUCAUAAAUAUCGAUCUAUAUUGCAGAAAGCCUUUGAAGCUCUAGUACCGCAGCAUCUGCAGAAAGCGCCUCUUCAAAGGAGAGGCCAAAAGCGCCGUUGGCAUGACAAUUCAACGACCGCCAAGACAGCCAGAAAGAGGUCUAGUGCAUUUUCCUUCACUUAUAGCCAAGGAGAAUGUGCACAGGAUUUCCACUUCCGAGCCCGAAACGAUGAGAUUGAUCGUAUGAACAUCUCCGGCCCAACAAAUACAUCCGAAGCGGCGGUAGAUAGUGGAAUAGGCUCUUCGGAGUCGGUAUCUUCCAGUUGCCGCAGCCCCCGGUCAGAUUUGUUAGCAAACGACAUCCAGUUAAUCGGAAAUAAUCUUUUUAAUCAUUAUGAGGCUAGAGGGCAAUUAGGUUCGCAGGACGUCCCGUCAUUGGAACCAUCAGUCAACUCUUUUCAACCACCGGAUACUAGUCCAUGGAGGCUGCCCCUUGCUGCUAGUCAGCAAAUUACCGCCUUUGCCGGGUCAACAACCGGAGAACCUAAUUCAAGCCAACCCUCGUCCCUCGAAAUUCAUUGUUCAUCGACUAACACGAGAGCGACGACGACAGGAGUAGACAGUCAGCAAUCCCCUGCGUAUGCGUCAGCUAUCAUGAAUAUUUCAGACGGCAGAGACCAAAGCAAUAUUUCAUCAGUCAGAACCGAGACACAUGGUGAAGGACUUCACUGUACGCCAUAUAACGUUGUAGUUCAAGGCUUUGAGGAUGCCUUUUACCGAGGUGCAGGAGGAGAGUUCAGCUCCCAGAAUGUCGCUCGAGGAUUUGAGAAUGUUUUCCAUCAUCCCGUGGGAGACUCAAGCUCUGAGGAUGUCCCUCAAUGCCUUAGAGAUAGAUUUCAUCAAACCGCGCAGGGAAUACCAAAUCACGAUGAUAUCGCCCGUGGGUUCGAGAACAGUUUUUGCCAAACUUCGAUCAAUUACCAAAAUGCCGCCCGAGGAUUUGAGGAUGCAUUCUGCCAGUGGAGUGGAGUUGAAUUAUGA